AUAAAAUGAUUGGACCAGUGAACAUCCAGCCAGUCAAGCCACUCCCCCCUGAUCUACAGCAGUUGAUGGACAGUUCUGGUGAUGACGGGGCCAUCAUCGUGUCUUUUGGAUCCAAUGUUGCGUCGAUGUCCAAAGAAAAAGUCGAUAUCAUGGCUGAAGCGUUUGGUAGAUUAAAACAAAAAGUGAUUUGGAGGCUUAAAGGAUACAUCCCACCGUCUCUCAGCUCCAACAUCAAACCUGUGUCCUGGUUACCACAGAGUGACUUGUUGUCCCACAAAAAACUUCGCUUGUUUGUGUCUCACGUUGGCCAAAACAGUCUCUACGAGGCAGCGUAUCGCGGAGUUCCAUUGGUUGCGAUUCCAUUGUUUGGGGAUCAGCCUGAUAACGCUAAAUUGUUGGAGUUUAGAGGAUUUGGCCUCUCUCUUGAUUACCAAAAGCUAACCGCUGAUGACAUGCAGAGUACUAUAGAACGUGUUCUUAAGGACGCAAGUUUCCGUGAAAACGCUCAGCGCAUUUCACGCCUGAUGCAAGACCGUCCACGUAGCCCGGUCCAGGAGGCUGGUGACUGGAUAGAGUACGCCCUUAGACACGAGAGUCUUGCACAUCUUCGUCCGUACUCUGGUCAACUUGCGUGGUACCAGUAUUUCCUGGUAGAUGUAGCAGUGUUCCUGGUCUUGGUAGUUUUGGUGGUGAUUAUGGUGAUAAAGUACGCAAUUCGAUUGAUGUGCUGGGUUUGCUGUCGACGUGACAAGAAACAGAAAACUCAAUAAUCAUUUCAUUAAUAACAACUGGUCUUAAACAGUUGAAUUGUGAGUAAAGUAAAGAUCUGAAGUAAAGA
This is a messenger RNA of Exaiptasia diaphana, 838 nucleotides long. RefSeq names its product UDP-glucuronosyltransferase 2B7. The record is from RefSeq and is a predicted model, not a curated record. Lineage: Eukaryota; Metazoa; Cnidaria; Anthozoa; Actiniaria; Aiptasiidae. Gene Ontology annotation, molecular function: UDP-glycosyltransferase activity. Bases 6 to 770 code for a protein of 254 amino acids. The transcript has 3 exons.